Prunus armeniaca (apricot) is the source of this 666-nucleotide messenger RNA. NCBI's taxonomy places the organism in Eukaryota, Viridiplantae, Streptophyta, Magnoliopsida, Rosales, Rosaceae. The record is from the annotation of a GenBank genome assembly.
AUGGACUUGUGGAUUUGGUUUCUGUCUUUAUUUAUUGAAGAUUUAGGUAUUACAAAUGGUUUAAACUGGGCUUUCAUAAGUGAUAAGCAAAAGGGGCUCAUACUUGCCAUUGCACAUGUACUACCAACUGCAGAGCAUAGGAUGUGCGUCCGGCACUUGUACAAUAAUUUCAGAGCAACACAUCUUGGUCUCACUCUUAAACACAUGUUAUGGGAAGCUGCUAGAGCCACUACUAUUCCUUGGUGGGAAGCAGAAAUGGAGAAGAUGAAGGAAGAUGACUUGGAAGCUUGGAAAUGGUUGGUGCAGAGACCACCCAAUAAUUGGACUAGAUCUCAUUUCCAUCCAAGGAUGGCUAAUCGAAGGGCUGCUUGUGGUAAAUGGAAACACCAUGUUGGCCCAAGGAUAUUCAAAAUAAUUGAGAAGAACAAGAUGGGAGCUUUUCAAUGCAUUCUUAGAUUGGCUGGGGAGAAAAUGUAUCAAGUCAGUCACAUGUAUGGUGGGGAGUUUGUUAUAGAUCUUGCAGCAAUGUCUUGUAGUUGUAGGAGAUGGGAUUUAUGUGGCAUACCCUGUGCACAUGCUAUUUCAUCUAUAUUCCACAGAGAUGAAAACCCUAUUGAAUAUGUGCAUGAGUGUUAUAAGCCAGACACAUACAUGAGGUCAUAUUGA